GCGGGGGCGCCGCAGCAGGGCGGGGGGGUGGCGCUGGCCGAGGCGCUGCUGCAGGACAAGCUCCGGCAGCACCAGCAGUCAACAGAGGGAGGAGAUGGGAAAGGCUCCAGUUCUGAUGAGCAGCAAGAGAAGAAACAGAAGGAAAAUACAGCCUAUGCCAAGAAAAUGGUGCUCCGGAUAGCAGGGCUAAUGGGAGCUGGUAGCGGGAUAGCAGUUAUCUAUAUUUUUGGUAGUAAUUCAGUGGACGAGCAAGGGGCUAAGAUCCCAGACGAAUUUGAUAAUGAUCCAGUGGUGGUUCAGCAGCUCCGAAGGACGUAUAAAUAUUUCAAAGACUAUAGGCAGAUGAUUAUAGAGCCCACCAGCCCAAAGCUGCUUCCAGACCCCCUGAAAGAACCGUACUACCAGCCUCCCUACACUCUGGUCAUCGAGCUAACAGAUGUUUUGCUCCAUCCCGAGUGGUCGCUAGUAACCGGCUGGCGCUUUAAGAAGAGACCUGGCAUUGACAGUCUGUUUCAGCAGCUGGCACCACACUAUGAAAUCGUCAUCUUCACGUCAGAGACGGGCAUGACGGCAUUCCCCCUCAUUGACAGUGUGGAUCCUCAUGGAUUCAUCUCCUAUCGGCUUUUCCGAGAUGCCACCCGUUACAUGGAUGGACACCACGUUAAGGAUAUUUCCUGCCUGAACAGAGACCCCGCCAAGGUGGUGGUGGUGGACUGCAAGAAGGAGGCAUUCCGCCUGCAGCCCUUUAAUGGCAUGGCGCUGAAGAAAUGGGACGGCAGCUCCGACGACAGAACGCUCUUCGACCUCGCCGCCUUCCUGAAGACUAUUGCCUUGAGCGGAGUCGAGGAUGUCAGGACAGUGCUGGAGAACUACUCGAUGGAGGACGACCCGCUGGAAGCGUUUAAACGUAGGCAGUCUCAGCUGGAGCAGGAGGAACAGCAGCGGCUCACCGACCUGUCCAAGAACAAGAAGCAGCAGCUUUUCCUGGGCUCCCUGGCAAGCCGGCUAUGGCCUCGGUCGAAGCAGCAGUGACACUCUCCUGUGCAGCCCCACCCGCUUGUGGACCGUCAGAGCAGCGUGGUCUGGGGGAGUGGGGUUCCAGCAAUGGCAUCUCAUCUACAAGGCCUGCAGAACUGCCUUCAGACUUAGCCCUUUCCAGACCCGCUCUGCGGGGUGGAGAGCCAGCCGGCAGAGAUUCCCACGCCGGCUCUACGGUGGCCUAGUGGGGCCUGUGUGUCUGCAGAGAAAUGGACUUAUCUCAGUACAAAUAAAGUGGGGUGGGGAGGAUCACUCCCUAAUUAGCUUCUAGAUCUCACCCCCCUCUGUAUCGUGUUUCCUUCAGAGGAGAGAGAGGACUGUGCUGCUCCUGUUGGCGUGAAUGGAACCGGCGGUACGCACGCUUCAAAUAAAGGGUCAUCUUUCUACAGGCA
Gopherus evgoodei (Goodes thornscrub tortoise) is the source of this 1430-nucleotide messenger RNA. RefSeq names its product translocase of inner mitochondrial membrane 50 (gene TIMM50). The record is from RefSeq and is a predicted model, not a curated record. Lineage: Eukaryota; Metazoa; Chordata; Testudines; Testudinidae. Gene Ontology annotation, molecular function: phosphoprotein phosphatase activity. The transcript has 11 exons. Bases 166 to 1032 code for a protein of 288 amino acids.